This is a messenger RNA of Gloeophyllum trabeum ATCC 11539, 222 nucleotides long. RefSeq lists its product as uncharacterized. Bases 1 to 222 code for a protein of 73 amino acids. The transcript has 2 exons. The record is from RefSeq and is a predicted model, not a curated record. Lineage: Eukaryota; Fungi; Basidiomycota; Agaricomycetes; Gloeophyllales; Gloeophyllaceae.
AUGUCUGCCGGUCUGAACCCGAUGGAUCACGAGAGCUGGGCGGAAAUAAAACCCUCUAUACUCGAUCUCCUUCGUUGUAUAGAGAAGGAACAGGUGGCUCGGAGGGAGAAAGCCAAAGAUGACGAUAACAGCGAUGAAGACUGGAACGAAGAGUGGGUAGGUGACGAUGGGAGUGCCGAUGAAGCACUCGGAACCGAUGCCGUCGACAGUGACGGUUAUUGA